AUGGCAGACCACGGCAACGAGCAACAAGUUCAGUGGAACGCCAGUCCUGCCAAUCCAAACAACUGGAGUCUUUGCAAGAAAAUCUAUCACACGAGUAUCUGCGCGAUGUAUGCUUUUACCAUUACCUUUAUGUCGUCCAUCUACUCGUCCGGUUACAGGGAAGUGAUGCAGAAAUACCAUGUCUCUUCGACUGUCUCCCUCCUAGGAGUAUCACUGUUCUGUCUGGGAUUGGCGUUUGGACCUAUGAUUGCAGCUCCCUUGAGUGAGACGGUCGGCAGGCUUCUGAUCUACCGUCUCAGUUUACCGAUAGCCGCUCUGUUUGUGAUGGGGGCUGCAUUAUCAGACAGUCUUGCGUCGGUCCUCAUCUGUCGGUUCCUUGCUGGAUUCUUUGGAAGUCCUGCUUUAAGUGUCGGUGGAGGAACGAUUGCAGACAUAUGGCAACCACGGUACAGGAAUCGAGCCGCGUCGGUCUUUGUGAUGGCACCCAACCUUGGGCCAAGCUUAGGUCCAGUGAUAGGUGGCUUCGUCCAGGAAAACAAAGGGUGGAGGUGGCUUGAGUGGGUCUCCCUUUUCCUCGCAUUGCUGACGUACAUCUGGGCAUUGGGAAUGUCUGAGACGUACAAGAAGGCUAUAUUGAAGAAACUUAAAAGGGAGCUGCUGAUUACCAAUGCAAAGUCUCAGGCGGAGUCUAUCCAGGCUGCAGAUAUGCUCAAGGCCUUGAAGGCGUGGGUGUCCACCACUCUAGGGAGGCCGCUCCAGAUGCAGGUGACAGAGCCGAUCGUCCUCUUUCUCAGUCUCUACGUGGCCCUUAACUUCGGCAUCCUGUACAACUUUUUUCCGGCAGUCCCUUGGUCCCUGUCUAGGACCUAUGGCUUCAAUCAGGGCCAGUCGGGGCUCGCAUUUGUUGCCAUCGCAAUCGGCUGUUUCUGUGCCACUGCGACGGGUGUCGGCAUAGACUUGGUUCUAAGGAGAAAGCAAAAAGGUCUUCAAGAACCGCGGCCGAACCAGCUCGAAGAUAUUCUCGUGCCAGCGGUUUUUGGCAGCUUUGGAAUUCCGAUCGGCCUGUUCUGGUUUGCCUGGACUGUCAGACCGGAUAUCCAUUGGGCAAGCCCCGUUUGUGCUUUGAUCCCAUUCGCUUGGGGCAAUCUUUGUAUCUUUGCCUCCGCCAUCAGCUACCUGGUCAACAUCUAUGGACCCACCUAUGGUGCUUCAGCUGGAGCCGCAAACGCAUUCGCCCGGUAUGGCUUUGCGGCGGCUUUCCCUCUUUUCGCCGUGCAAAUGUACGAGUCCUUGGGCACAGGAAAAGCCACCAGCAUCUUGGGAGCCUGUUCCGCCGCAAUGGUGCCCAUUCCUUGGGUACUGUAUAAGUGGGGACCAAACAUUCGCAGCCGAAGUCGCCGUGCAAUUUCGGCGAGCUUGUGA
Molecule: messenger RNA, 1422 nt
Organism: Cladophialophora bantiana CBS 173.52
Lineage: Eukaryota; Fungi; Ascomycota; Eurotiomycetes; Chaetothyriales; Herpotrichiellaceae
Exons: 5
Coding region: 1-1422 (473 amino acids)
Biological process (GO): spermine transport; transmembrane transport; spermidine transport
Molecular function (GO): spermine transmembrane transporter activity; spermidine transmembrane transporter activity
Source: RefSeq, a predicted model, not a curated record